AUGUACAUGCUGAGGAGUCCAAUUGAGAGAAUGUUGGUAGAAGAACUCAAUGAGGUGACUUCUAUUGCACAUGAUACCUUAAGAUCGACUACCGAGCAAGGAGCAAGGAAUACAUCGUGGAACUUGCGCAUGGUGGAAGAGGCCAUUCUUCGUCUUUUGAUCGUCCUCGCAGUUACAAUGGAGGAACUUGCGCAUGGUGGUACCAAGUUCCUACAUUUUUCUGAAAUGACCAUAUGCGCCGAGCUGGUGACGUCUGUUUCUCUGAAGUAUUCCGUGAUGGACGAGGGUAUGGGAAUUCCUGUUGGCAAGCUUUCUUUGUACACAGCCCUUGGAGGGAUUCGACCAAAUACUUGCUUACCCAUCACGAUUGAUGUGGGCACGAACAAUAAGCAAUUGUUGAAUGAUGAGUUCUAUAUUGGGUUGCGGCACAAGCUUGCUACUUGUCAGGAAUAUGCUGAAUUACUACAUGAAUUCAUGACUGCUGUCAAACAGAACUAUGAGGAUAAAGUACUUAUUCAGUUUGAGGAUUUUUCAAACCAUAAUGCAUUUGAAUUGCUUGCAAAAUAUAGCACAAGUUAUCUUCUCUUUAAUGAUGAUAUUCAGGGAACAGCUUCUAUUGUCCUGGCUGGGCUUGUUCCAGCACUAAACUUGGUUGGUGAAAAAUUACCGGAACACACUUUUUGGUUUCUUGGUGCUGGCAAGUCUGGGACAGAGAAAUUGAAUCUCCAGGAUUAA
Messenger RNA from Asparagus officinalis (garden asparagus), 735 nucleotides. Its product is annotated as NADP-dependent malic enzyme-like. Gene Ontology annotation, molecular function: malate dehydrogenase (decarboxylating) (NADP+) activity; NAD binding; malate dehydrogenase (decarboxylating) (NAD+) activity. Bases 1 to 735 code for a protein of 244 amino acids. NCBI's taxonomy places the organism in Eukaryota, Viridiplantae, Streptophyta, Magnoliopsida, Asparagales, Asparagaceae. Gene Ontology annotation, cellular component: chloroplast. The transcript has 10 exons. The record is from RefSeq and is a predicted model, not a curated record. Gene Ontology annotation, biological process: malate metabolic process; pyruvate metabolic process.